AUGGAGCUCUUCUCCGGCCUUAGGCGGCUCCUGAGCCGGAGGACGCGCACAGGAAGCCGAGGAUUGUCAACCGAGAAGGAAAAGGUAUUUGAGGGUCAGCCUCGAGACGCAGAGAAGUUGUGCAGACAUGAUUUCCUGGAAGAUUAUUCCGAUACCGAAACAGCACAAUUCAGCUUCUUCACCACCAAGCUGGACUCGGUGAUCCAUGCAUCCAGCAUCAACUCUUUGGUGUUGAUCUAUGGACCUCUCCACGCGCUACUUGAUAGUGGAGAGCACGAUGGCAUUUGGUGGCUUGAUGUCACGGAUCCCUCAGAUGGGGACAUUGAGCUUCUUUCCCGACUGUUUGACAUUCAUCCGUUGACAACGGAGGAUAUCAAGGUCCGCGAGACCCGGGAAAAGAUCGAACUCUUUGGCCCGUAUUAUUUCCUCUCACUGCGGCCGCCCGAGCAGGCGGAAGACGUCCCUGGCUCGCGGACAUCAGGAUGCAACGUCUAUGCUAUUAUAUUCCGAGAGGGGGUUCUCAGCUUCACCUUCGGCAACAGCCCUUAUACCAGUCAUGUCCGAAGUCGGAUCAAGGACCAUCAAAGCCAUCUCUUUUUAACAAGUGACUGGAUAUCUUACGCUUUGAUCGACGAUAUCGUCGACGGCUUCGCUCCACUGAUCAACCGAGUAGAAGCCAGCGUGGAGACGAUGGAAGACAGCGUCUCCAUCACCCGCCCGGAUGACAUCGGACUUGCACUGAAGCAGAUCUACACAUCGCGCAGACAAGUCCUCCAGAUCCGUCAACUCCUCAACGACAAAACCGACGUCAUCCGGUGUUUUGCCCGCCACUGCGAGGCACUGGGUUCCACGAGCGAAGUGGUCUCCUACCUCAGCGAUAUCCAGGACCACGUCUUGACCAUGGUCUCCAACCUAGCCCACUCAGAGCAGAGGCUGUCCCGGUCGCAGGAUAAGUACCUGAGUCAGCUGUCCUUCGACUCGACCCGGAUGCGCAAUCAGAUUGUGGCUACUCUCAGCCGGCUGACGGUGAUUGCGUCUUGCAUCGUGCCUAUGCAGAUCAUUACCGGUUUGUUUGGGAUGAAUGUCAUGGUACCAGGCAAGAAUAGCGAGGGCUAG
Aspergillus novofumigatus IBT 16806 is the source of this 1116-nucleotide messenger RNA. Its product is annotated as magnesium transporter CorA family protein. Gene Ontology annotation, molecular function: magnesium ion transmembrane transporter activity. Gene Ontology annotation, biological process: intracellular magnesium ion homeostasis; magnesium ion transmembrane transport. Gene Ontology annotation, cellular component: plasma membrane. The transcript is spliced from 2 exons. Bases 1 to 1116 code for a protein of 371 amino acids. NCBI's taxonomy places the organism in Eukaryota, Fungi, Ascomycota, Eurotiomycetes, Eurotiales, Aspergillaceae. The record is from RefSeq and is a predicted model, not a curated record.